AUGGCUAAAUCUAAGAACCAUACCGCUCAUAACCAAACCAAAAAGGCUCAUAGAAAUGGUAUCAAGAAGCCUAAGACUUACAAGUAUCCAUCCUUGAAAGGUGUUGAUCCAAAAUUCAGAAGAAACCACAAACAUGCUUUACAUGGUACUGCUAAAGCUUUAGCUGCUAAGCGCGCUGGUAAGAAAUAA
Molecule: messenger RNA, 189 nt
Organism: Saccharomycodes ludwigii
Lineage: Eukaryota; Fungi; Ascomycota; Saccharomycetes; Saccharomycodales; Saccharomycodaceae
Gene: RPL29
Product: 60S ribosomal protein eL29
Exons: 1
Coding region: 1-189 (62 amino acids)
Biological process (GO): cytoplasmic translation
Cellular component (GO): ribosome; cytosolic large ribosomal subunit
Molecular function (GO): structural constituent of ribosome
Source: RefSeq, a predicted model, not a curated record